Molecule: messenger RNA, 1562 nt
Organism: Phragmites australis (common reed)
Lineage: Eukaryota; Viridiplantae; Streptophyta; Magnoliopsida; Poales; Poaceae
Product: bidirectional sugar transporter SWEET6a-like
Exons: 6
Coding region: 211-948 (245 amino acids)
Biological process (GO): carbohydrate transport
Cellular component (GO): membrane
Molecular function (GO): sugar transmembrane transporter activity
Source: RefSeq, a predicted model, not a curated record
GAGACGCGGUGGAUCCCCAGCGCCGGGCGACCAGGACUCGCAGCGGGCACCCCUCACGCGCUGCACGCCUAUAUAAGGUGAACUGCCUCCCCGAAAUCCCCAAUCGCUUCGGCCAUUCUCGAUCGCCGCGUAGAAAUCCUUGUCUAGUCCCUAGAUAAUCCCACCCAAUCUCCAGCAGCCUACUCCCCCCACUCCCCCGCGGCGAGCAAGAUGAUCUCCCCCGACGCAGCCCGCAGCGUCGUCGGCAUCAUCGGCAAUGUCAUCUCCUUCGGCCUCUUCCUCUCCCCUGUGCCGACGUUCUUGCGGAUCUGCAAGAAUAAGGACGUGGAGGAGUUCAAGCCGGACCCCUACCUGGCGACGCUGAUCAACUGCAUGCUCUGGGUCUUCUACGGCCUCCCCAUUGUCCACCCCAACAGCAUCCUCGUCGUCACCAUCAACGGCAUCGGGCUUGUCAUCGAGGGCGCCUACCUCAUCAUCUUCUUCCUCUACUCCACCAACAAGAAGCGCUUGAAGAUGCUCGGCGUCCUGGGCAUUGAGGCGGCGUUCAUGGUCAUCGUGGUGCUCUCGGUGCUCCUGGCCGCGCACACCCACGAGAAGCGCUCCAUGAUCGUCGGCAUCCUCUGCGUCAUCUUUGGCUCGGCGAUGUACGCCUCCCCGCUCACCGUCAUGAGGAAAGUGAUUACGACCAAGAGCGUUGAGUACAUGCCCUUCUUCCUGUCGCUGGUGAGCUUCCUCAACGGCGUCUGCUGGACGGCCUACGCCCUCAUCCGCUUCGACCUCUACGUCACGAUCCCCAACGGCCUCGGCGCGUUCUUCGGCCUCGUCCAGCUGAUCCUCUACGCCUGCUACUACAAGUCGACCCCCAAGAAGGAGAAGAACGUGGAGCUGCCCACCGUCGUCUCCAGCAACGUCGGCGGCGGCAACGUCUCCGUCAGCAUCGAGAGAUAAGCAGCUAUGGCAUCAUCAUCGCCGGCCACCGUGGAGAAGUCGACAAGACUUUACCCGUUGUUUUGCCUUGCUUGUCCUCUAAAGAGUCGUAGUUUUCCUCCUUCCGGACGAUGAAUGCUCAACUGCUAGUUUCGUCCAGCGCGUCCUGUCAAAGAACAAUAUAAUACCCAUGUGGUAUAGUUUCCUGAGAUAAAUUACAAUCAUGUCACUUUACUACCUCUAAUCCUCAAAAUUAGACCAUCUAGUUUGUUCUGCCCAUCUUUUGCGUGGAGACUGAGACCGCUGCGGCUUCUCUCUCUUUCACCGCAAAAGUUGGCGAAAAGGAGACGGGGACUCCUCUUUGGUGGUCAGAGGUCUCACCUACGAGCCGGAGGGGAUAGCGAUGCCAAGGAGGACUUGUCGCUAUCGAAUGGGAGAAGAGGCGUGUGGAGCGCGGAGAGCAAUUUGGGAAGUUGGUCUCCGGUUGAAAAUGACCAGAGCAGUAUGCAUGGUUACCUCUCCUCCACUUGGCCUACACUAGGCAAAUUUUGCACUUGUACCUCGCAGCUGCGUUUCAUCAACUGUUUCUCAGCUCAUGUAUUACUGCGGUCUUGCACGUGUCACGUUCUAUAUCU